CAAAGAAUGAAAGGCAGCGGCUGGGAAAAAAAAGAAAGAACUUGCCUCAAUUGUCCAAGCCUAACGUCAUGGAAAGACUAGUUAGUACUUUGUUGCCUAGCGCAUAGACAUACAUCCUGGGAUACAUUUCUCCAUUGUGUCUUGGUGAUCAAUAGUGGGAUUGAUAUCACUUUGAUGGCCAACUCCGCUGGUUUUACCCGAAGUCAGGACUGAAGAUGCGCGAGAAGAACCUGUUUACAAAGAAAACAGAGCGAGUUUCUAUCCAAGGGAAUGUAGAGUCAGCCAGCUCAAAAUGCAAAGGGAUACCAUUACCCACCCGGUCGCCCUCAUCCCGAACGGGCCGACUUGUCUUGGAAACAUUUCUACCGUGGAUCUCUUCUAAUGAACGGAUGCUAUUCGACUGUCGGGUGAUUUAAUUACGCAACUCUGCAAUACUUUGUUUUGGUUGUUUUUUUGAAGGAUUACUUCCAGAGGCGCAACUUUUUUUUGUUUUUAUGAACCUGUUUAGUCAUGCACAAUGAGCUCACAACCCAUUAUGUUAUUACCCAUGCAUUGUUAAGUAUGCAUUACGUUUUUUAACAUUUAAAACUUUUAACCAUAAUAAACAAACAUACGUCAUAUACGAAGUACUGAAUCAAAGGGGUUAAGAUGACAACCGUAUUCGUCACGGUUUUUAUAUUUGUUACCAUGUAGGCAUUUUCUUCUGACUUAUGAGCAGUGUCUUUCAAAGUUUUGUGUAACUUUAAAAUUAACAGGCUGUGUUUAAAUUCAGCUUCCCAAGCCAUCUCAAACAGUGUUAUAUGGUUGAAACGAGAAAUGAGAUCAGUGCAAAUGGGAUAGGUGUUUGUAACCAACAAUGCGUUAAACGGUAGACAGACACGCAUGAACUAUGUGCUGAUAUCAUUUCAUGAUUCUGGAGAAAGCUGUGCUGAACCCAAACAUGUCUGUAAAAGCCAAAGCCAUUUACACGUUCCAAAGUGAAAACAAGGAGGAGAUCAGCAUACAGGAGAACGAGGAGCUCGUCAUCUUCGACGAGAACUCUGUCGACGGCUGGCUGCAGGGGGUCAACAGCCGUGGUGAAAAGGGGCUCUUCCCGGCCUCCUACGUGGAGAUCCUCCGACAGCGAUCCAACUCCAACCUGACCGACAGCUCCGUCAGCCCCGCUGGCUCCCUUGGCAACGACUCACCUCACCUCCCCUCCACGCCGAUCACCCCCACCUCUUUCCUGCCCCAGCAGGGUUACUACGACGACGACGACGAUGACUGGGACGACUGGGACGACAGUUCCACGGUGGUGGAGGACGACGACCCUAGCCACCGCCGGAGCGGCGGCAGCGGCGGCGGCGGCGGCCCCAACGGACACGCGCACCACAUCCCCAACUCCAACAACCCCAACGUGCACUACCGCGCCAAGCCCCGCAUGGAGAGGCAGGACAGCAUCUCCAGCUCGCGGAAGGGCAGCAUGGUGGGCAGGAACCUGAACCGCUUCUCCAGCUUCGUGCGCUCGGGCGUGGAGGCCUUCGUGCUGGGCGACGUGCCCAUGAUGGCCAAGAUCGCCGAGUCGUACACCAUCGAGAUCGGCCCCAAGGGGCCCCAGUGGAAGGAAAGCCCCCAGCCCUUCUCCUGCUCCGUCGAGGACCCCACCAAACAGACUAAGUUCAAGGGCAUCAAGACCUACAUCUCGUACCGGGUGACGCCCAGCCACACCGACGGGGCCGUGUACCGGCGCUACAAACACUUUGACUGGCUGUACAACCGGCUGCUGCACAAGUUCACCGUGAUCUCGGUGCCCCACCUGCCCGAGAAGCAAGCCACGGGCCGCUUCGAGGAGGACUUCAUCGACAAGCGCAAGCGGCGUCUCAUCCUGUGGAUGAACCACAUGACCAGCCACCCGGUGCUGUCGCAGUACGAGGGCUUCGAGCACUUCCUCAUGUGCGCCGACGACAAGCAGUGGAAGCUGGGCAAGCGGCGGGCGGAGAAGGACGAGAUGGUGGGCGCCCACUUCAUGCUCACCUUCCAGAUCCCCAACGAGCACCAGGACCUGCAGGACGUGGAGGAGCGCGUGGACUCCUUCAAGACCUUCACCAAGAAGAUGGACGACAGCGUAAUGCAGCUGACCCACGGCGCCUCCGAGAUGGUGCGGAGGCACCUGGGAGAGUUCCGGAAGGAGUUCCACCGGCUCGGCGGAGCCUUCCAGGCGCUGUCGCAGGCGUUCAUGCUGGAGCCGCCGCACAGCUCGGAGCCGCUCAACAACGCCAUCUCGCACACGGGACGCACGUACGAGAACCUCGGCGAGAUGUUCGCGGAGCAACCCAAGUUCGACCUCUUCCUGAUGCUGGACAAGCUCUCGCUGUACCAGGGGCUGCUGGCCAACUUCCCUGACAUAAUCCAUCUACAGAAAGGAGCCUUCGCCAAGGUCAAGGAGAGCCAGAAGAUGAGCGAUGAGGGCAAGAUGGAGCAGGACGAGGCCGACGGCAUCAGGAAGCGCUGCCGCACGGUGGGCUUUGCCCUGCAGGCCGAGAUGACCCACUUCCACCAGCGCCGCGAGGUGGACUUCAAGGACAUGAUGCAGGCCUACCUCAAGGAGCAGAUCGCCUUCCACCAGCGCGUGGUGCAGCAACUGGAGCGCACGCUGCGUAUGUACGACAACCUGUGAGGAUGCCCGUCCUUCCUUGAUGCCAAAAAAUUAACUACAACUGAAAAACGUCGCAAAGAAGGAAAGCACGAAGAUGUGAACCUUUGGCUUUGAUUUUUUUUGAUUUUUCUUACGGAGAAAUCUGGAUGUUUUUAUGGAUACGAAGAGGACUAUUUUAUUUUGUGCUUUGUUUAUUUUUACCGAACAGUGGACUUUAAUGAACAGUCGUUGUUGAAGAGCCUUGGGAAGUCGCGUGUGAGAGGGUUGAGAGAACAGAUCGGGUUAUGAAGAGUCUUACUGUGUUCUGCCGGCAGUAGAUAGGCGCUGUUGCUCUGGCUAACCCGUACGUCUCGUUUCGUAUUAAUAUGACACUUUAGACGAGGUGGUGGUAAUGGAUCAAAAUUAAUAAAAAUAGUUUUUCAAUUGUUCGUGGAAUUUAGUCCUCCUCGACUGCUUUUAUUGUGCGACGAUUCAAAGCCAUAAGAUGGAUCGGGAGCCUGAAAUGCUCCGCUAAUUCCGCAACACCGUGCACUUUUUUUUAUUUUUUUACGACGGUUUGAUGUCAAAUCGUUUAACAAUAAGCAAGUCACAUGUCUUAACGUUAUUUUGAGUCUUCCAUUUUAGAUCGGAUUGCAGCCACAAAUGGCCGACCGGGUCAAAAGGUGUACGGCGAUAAGAUCGAGGGGGGGGGGGUUGGGGGGGGGGGUCGGUGUAACUGUCUGAGACCACUCACCAUCGCCUCCUGUUGUCCAGGUAGAGGACUCGUCUUGCUCAGGUGUACACUACAUUCAUUAUUUAAUGCCUGUAACGGUUCAUCUCUUUACACCAAGUCACUGCUGUGUGCCUUUCCUCCCUCUGCACCAAUCCAAAGUCAGACGGAAAUACCAAUGUAGUCAUUUUGUAUGUGACCGUGCCUGUUACGAGUACAGAAGGAUUUGAAAGUAUGUCUGUGUUUCCCCGGCAUCUGUCACGCUGGGCUGUGUUCGGAGACAAGUUUGCACAGGCUUUUAUACGCGAGUGCGUAAUGGUUUCGUGUGUGAGUGAUUGUGUGAUCGAGAGAACGGGCUUUAGUCAUCCACUGUGCUGAUCAAUACAUGUUGGUGUGUUGCAAAACUAAACUGCCACCUACCGCACCUAGACCUGGAUGCCCAACAGCCAUAUGAAUAUGUUCACAUGGGUAGAAAGUUCAGUACAGACCAGCUAGAUUACAUGAAUUGGUCAGAGAACUCAUAUCAUUUAAAAUCGACUUGAGCGGUGAAGGAUAUCUUCAGUACCAUUUGAAAGCUUUUCUUUGCGAACUAAUCAAAAUAUCUCAGUCGCCACACCAAUACUUUCAUAAAUGUAUGCUUAAAAUAUUAGCUGGAAUCAUGUAGCAUAAUAUACCAUAAAGGCACAUUUCCUCAUGAAAACCUAACACUCAGAUGCACACUAUCUAAGACCGUGUAUAACUACAUGUUAAUGUGGAGCUGGGGCUUUCGGUCCACUGAAGUUUAAACAGAGCUUUCUGUUGUUGGAGACAUUGCCUUCAACACCAACCAUCGAAGGACACGUUGUUUGCGAAAUAUUACGUUUUUUCCACACCUUUUCACUUAAAUCGAGAAAUUGUGCUUGCAAAGCCGACAAUGCACUUCAGCAGAUCCAUAACGCUCAACGAUGCUUUGCUGUGUGUAAAACAAGAGGUGGAAUAACUCAAUCUAUCUCUGUGUUUUACUGAAGCAGAAAUGGGUUCCUCUCGGUUUCUCAAUGACCUGACAACCGGUGGGGCGAUGUGUGACUGAACAGGAGUGUUAUCUUAACGAUUGUGUCCACUAGCCCACAUCCUCCGGUUUCUCCGUCGCACCGCUCUGCCCUCUAAACGCUAUCGCAGUUUAAGCCGUGGUGAACACAUUCUGAUGACUUGUUAGUUCUUUAUUUAUGUGUGUGUGUUUUUACUUCAAUUUCAACUUCUCGACUCAGAGGAAGGUCGAACGGCGUUCUUUAGGCUCGACCAACAGACUUGGGUUGGAAGAAAUGCAAAACAGUUUAAAACAAAGUUUUAAGGUUUCACGCUAACAUUAGUUUGCAAUAACGAUACAUCUUUACUCCUUGUCAUAUCAUUUUCUUUCGAAACAUAUUUAAAAGCAGACAUUUCAUUAUCUGUUUAAGUUAUAGCGGAGGAACAGGGUGUAUCAAUAGCCUACAACCUUAUUACCGAUUUUUUUAUAUCGAUGCGUAACACUAAACCAUCUUCGUACAGGGCUAUUGCGGUUGAAGAAAGUGUUAAAUGUACUGUUGUAACGGACCAAACUGGUAGGUUUAGAGUGGUCCACUGCCCUGUAAAACGCUGUCUGAUAAGUGAGGUUGGGUAUUUCAGCCAUAUGAUUGUUUUCCUGGAAGGACGCAUGAACUCAGAUGACCUUUGGAAAAAAACGUCUGUGUACGAACUAUUUCUUACUGAAUUGGACAACAAUAUAUAUUUUUAACAUGUUUCAAAUAUUUUGGAUUUGAGGAGCCAAGCAAUAAACACAAGAAUAAUUGAAAUCGUCUUUGUCAAAGGAUAAACACAUUCCGUAUUGUUUAUUCAUUCAGCGUUAAAUAGUUUGGUUUUUAAGAAUCAUUAACAGACGUUUUUCAGAUAACCUUCAAUCCAAGACCGAUAUUUUGAAAACAAGUGACUUGUCUGAUGUUGAAGGGUGAAAACCAAAAGUCUUAAUAAAGGUGACGAUGGUGAUGAUU
This is a messenger RNA of Gadus morhua (Atlantic cod), 5350 nucleotides long. It is a transcript of the gene snx33, whose product is annotated as sorting nexin 33. Gene Ontology annotation, molecular function: protein binding; phosphatidylinositol binding. The transcript has 2 exons. Gene Ontology annotation, biological process: plasma membrane tubulation; endocytosis; cleavage furrow formation. NCBI's taxonomy places the organism in Eukaryota, Metazoa, Chordata, Actinopteri, Gadiformes, Gadidae. The record is from RefSeq and is a predicted model, not a curated record. Gene Ontology annotation, cellular component: plasma membrane; cytoplasmic vesicle. The coding region runs from base 908 to 2656 and encodes 582 amino acids.